Molecule: messenger RNA, 1620 nt
Organism: Acromyrmex echinatior (Panamanian leafcutter ant)
Lineage: Eukaryota; Metazoa; Arthropoda; Insecta; Hymenoptera; Formicidae
Product: Dorsal interacting protein 3
Biological process (GO): regulation of transcription by RNA polymerase II
Cellular component (GO): nucleus; transcription regulator complex
Molecular function (GO): DNA binding
Source: RefSeq, a predicted model, not a curated record
UGGCCGUGCAACGGUUUCUCCGCAGUGACGCGCAAGCCGCUGCCGACGACGCGACACGAUAACGCUGGACGAGCAACACGACAGCGGCUGUUCCGUUUGCUAAUUUUGAUAAAUUCACUUUCGCGUAUUAUUACCGAUUAAUAAUAAUCAAACCCGGUGACCAUCGUGGUCUUUGUGGCUGGAAGGAAUCGGUAAUGCUCCAUCGUCGAUCUUGAUCUCUUUUUCGAAAAUUUGAACUAUCCGCGAAGAAUUCGAAAGAUUAUUUCGCCACUGUCAUUAUCUAAAACUCAUUAAAAGACUUUCGUUCGAUAGGGACUUUAUUGAUCUUUCAUUUUGAGAAAUAUUUUGGAAAGUACUAUCGAAUCGAAGUUAUAUCUGCACGAGGCGCAAGAUCGAGUUGCGAAGCGGAAGGACAGUCACGAGCGAGUAUAAUUGAAGAAAAGAAUUUUUUUUGGUGGAUCUAUGAACAUGUUCGACACGGAGAGGUUCAUCGAGGAAAUAGAAAGGCGGCCGGCGAUCUACGAUGUGAAUCGCGGCGAGUACAACGACCGUAACGCCAAGAUGACCGCGUGGGACGAGGUCUGCCAGGUGAUGGUACCGAAUUGGGCGCGCUUGACGGACGAGGAGAGAAACGUCGAAGAGAAAAAUUUACGCGGAAAAUGGAGGAAUAUACGAGAUUACUUUAUGAAAGAACUGAAACUUCAGAAAUCGCACAAAUCUGGGCCCGCCGGACGAAAACGGAAGAAGUACAUGUACUUCGAUCGAUUAUUAUUCCUUAUGCCAACAGUGGAGAACAAAAGGAUUCCCACGAGCAUCAAUCUUCCUUGCAAAUCGGAGGAAAGCGAGGGUGAGGUGGACAAUCCCGUGAUCGAGGAGUACGAUCCCCUUACACACGGUGGUGCCUCUAUAACAGGUACCUCUAUAACAGGUAGCCGCGAGUAUCUUCAGACGGGUACACCCUCGUACAAGGUGUGCCCGCGUUAUUCGAAACAGCUGUGCGAGACAUCCUUCACGCCCUUCGACAACGAAAUACAUGACAUCCUCUCCUCGCAUAGCAGUCAACGCGUUACCCUCGACGAGGAUGACUACGACAAGAUGUUUCUUCUUUCGCUGCUACCAAUCAUCAGACAGGUGCCGGAGGAGAAGAAGCUAGAUGUUAGAAUACAGAUGCAGCAAGUUCUGGCCAUGGCGCUCCGUCCGUCUGACAAUAAAUAAACUGUUCAGCGUGCGUGAUUUUUCUUUUUAGCAAGAGAAGAUAAUCAAAAUGUGCAUAGAAUAGAAAAAGUUUUUGCAGUGACUUAUUUACAUUAUGAAUAUCUCGUGAUUUAGCUUGUUUUAGCCUAUUUUCUUGGAGAGAUUAAUUAUCUUUACAUGUUCUAAUGGAAAUUUUGAAUGGAAAUUGUUAGUCUAAGAUUUUAUUCUAAAAUUUAAUGGAUAUGCAUACAUAAUAUAGAAACUAUUUCGUUUACUGUGUCUUAACGCGUCUUUGCAAGGUUUACAUUCGGCAAAGUACUUUGUUAUUUUUUAUUAUGUAAGCAUAAUUGUAGAUAUAGCAUGUUCAUGACGUUUUUAACGAUUAAGGUAAUUGCAUAAAAAGUUUAAACUACACAUACAUAUGUA